AGCGGGUUUGCCGCCGCGCUCGUCUUCCGCGUUCAAGCUCCCCCGGGAGGAAGGCGACGCUCUCGGGCUAGCGGAGAAGAGGGGCGCGCCCCAUCCCUCCUGUGCGACCUCAGCGAGAGCGGGCGGCGCGGCUGCAGUGCGAUCGCCAGGGCACCAUGGUUUGUGGCGGCUUCUCCUGCUCCAAGAACUGGCUCUGCGCCCUCAACCUGCUCUAUACGCUGGUGAGCCUGUUGCUGAUUGGAAUUGCAGCAUGGGGCAUCGGGUUUGGCCUCAUCUCCAGUUUCCAGGUCGUUGGAGUAGCCAUUGCAGUUGGGAUAUUUCUGUUCCUGAUUGCGUUGGUGGGAUUGAUCGGUGCCAUCAAACACCACCAGGUGUUGCUUUUCUUUUAUAUGAUUAUCCUGUUGUUAGUGUUUGUUAUACAGUUUUCGGUCUCAUGUGCCUGCCUGACAUUGAACAAGGAACAGCAGAGCAAGCUUCUAGAAGUUGGCUGGAAUAGCACAAACAAUACAAAGCAGGAUAUUGAGCGGAAUCUGGACUGCUGUGGAUUCCACAAUGUCAGUGAAGAGGCCACCUGCGCUGCUGACUGCUUUAAAUCACAAUCAUGCCACCCCUGUGCACCAGUAAUAGAAGAGUUCUCUGGGAUGGUGUUGAGAUUCGUGGGUGGCAUUGGACUCUUCUUUAGCUUCACAGAGAUCUUGGGCGUGUGGCUCACUUACAGAUACAGGAAUCAAAAGGAUCCACGUGCAAAUCCUAGUGCAUUUCUUUGACAUGGAAAUCUUCUCAAGGGACUGAAUAUCCACUCUUGCAUUUUUAAAAACGAAUUCCCCACUGAUUGGCUGCUCUCCAUCUUAAUUAGGGGUUGCACAGCUGAGAUAAGAUGACACUCCUAGAACUGCCGUGUGUCUUGCUUUCUGUUUUUGGUCCCCCCACCCCCCCGUCCCGGGAUCAACUGGUUUGGAAUGCGUUAUUCAAUGGUGUAACUAAACUGGAUAUGACUACCUUAGGAGUUCAGGAGAACCACUGUAAUUUUAUAGUAUCAUUGCAAUCUAAUGAAACUUCUUUUGAUUUAAAGGGGAAAUGAUAUUUCUGCUAGAUUUCAUCUGCCAGAAAUUUGUUCAUUCCUGUUUUCCCUCUCUCCUCAUUCUUGAAUGAAUAAUUUUGUUGGUUUGAAUCAUGCCUAAUGCUGCAUAUUUCCACUGAAAACUACUGUACAGUAUUGUGUUGCUGCUUUCCAUGUUGGUAUUAGCUUGGGUAAAAAAAGAACCGAAAAAUCAUUUGAGAGACAGAAACUUAUUUUUCUGCCUCUUGCUCUGUUUCUCCUUCCCACUCCCAUUCCAGUUUCUGUAAACAUUAGUAUGUGAAAACCGAAGCGUUUAUGCUACUUAGUGUUGUCCAUCUAUUUCAGAAUUGCCAUGUAAAUGACAUGAUUCCAUUUCAGAACCCUAUUGGCAUUUUGGUGAGAGUUCUUGUACGCCACGGGUUGGGUUGGGUUGGGUUGGCUGGUUGUCAUUCAGAAUCAUUGCAUCUUGAUGUAGAUCUGCCCUUGAUUUUAGAUUUUAUGGACGACAGUAACGUGAGGAUAAAGGAGGUAUGCAUUUUCAGUGCAUAGCUGAAAACUUCUAUUUGAAUGAACUGUGUAAAGUGGCAUAAGAGUUUGUGCUUAGUUAGCUUGUCAGAAUAAGAGACAGGUCCUGAUGACUGGACAUUUUGUAAAUGUUGCAUUUGUGAUAGAUUGAUUUAAGUUAAUGUAGUAAGCAACCUGUGAUACUCAUGUCAGUCUUUAGACUUUGCAAAUUGCAUUCAUUAAUUGAUGUUGAGGGUAUUUGAUCAUAAAUGUGAACUGGAAAAUUGUAAAUUCUUUGUAGUGCUUCAGUAGUUUAUUUAACAAAUAAAACUUCGGAUGAAGUAUGUUUAAAA
Messenger RNA from Varanus komodoensis (Komodo dragon), 1917 nucleotides. RefSeq names its product tetraspanin 13 (gene TSPAN13). Gene Ontology annotation, cellular component: membrane. NCBI's taxonomy places the organism in Eukaryota, Metazoa, Chordata, Lepidosauria, Squamata, Varanidae. Bases 156 to 767 code for a protein of 203 amino acids. The record is from RefSeq and is a predicted model, not a curated record. The transcript is spliced from 6 exons.